AUGAAAACCAAUCAUGUAACCAGAACGACCACAUGGGAUGACCCGCGCAAAACCCUAGCCGCCCAAGCUGCUGCCCAACAUCAGAGUGCCGACACAUUGCUUAGCGCACCAGCCCAGGCUCAACAAGCACAAACUGCAGUGAGCAAAGCCACUUCACCCACAAAUGAUGCACUUGGACCGUUGCCGGAAGGAUGGGAACAAGCAGCGACUGCCGAAGGAGAAAUAUAUUUUAUAAAUCAUCAGGCUAGAACUACUUCCUGGUUUGAUCCGAGAAUACCAACGCACCUUCAACGUUCUCCCGGUACUUGCGUUCCCGGUCAUACUGCCGCCAUGCAGCAAUCCUGGCUCGCUGGCAAUGGAGGCGGAACUGCCGCCAAUGCUGUCAGCGGGACGGGCCCUGUCGGCGCUACUGUAGGAGGACAAUCCUCGGUGGUUCAUCAGGCUUCACAACAAAAACUACGUUUGCAACAAUUACAACAGGAAAGGGAAAGACUUAAACAGCGUCAACACGAAAUCAGAAUGCAGGAAUUAAUGAGACAACAGACAAGCACGGAAUUACAGAUGGACCCAUUCUUGUCCGGCGUAACGGAUCAUUCCAGGCAAGAAUCAGCGGAUAGCGGUUUGGGUCUUGGAAAUCCAUACUCUAUGCCUCACACACCGGAAGAUUUUUUGGCCAACAUUGACGAUAAUAUGGACUGCGCAAGUGAAAGUGGAGCUGCUAUGGAUGCCACGGAUAUAUCAGCACUUAGUGAUAAUAUAGACUCGACAGAAGAUCUUGUGCCAUCACUUCAGUUGGGGGAGGACUUUUCUAGUGACAUAUUGGAAGACGUACAGUCUUUAAUAAAUCCUGUAGCUAAGCCAGACAAUGAACUGACAUGGUUGUAAGUUGUAAAUUUAAAAAAUAAACUGACAAUAUCGCCGGCAUCGAGAUUUAAAGUUUCGAUCUGUUGCCUUAUGAACAUAUGCUCAAUGACAUGUAACAUGAAACAAUAAUUUCUAUGAGCGAUUUUGAUUAUUUAAUCAUUUUAAUACUUAGCAUAAGUGAAAGUAAUUUAAGGAGAGAUGCCUUAUAUAUUGUCUUUAGUUUUGAUAGAUAUUUUUUAACGCUAUAGCUAUAUAAGUAAAUAAGUUUUCAUUAUGAAGGAUUGAGGUUGCUUCCAACCGGGAUAUUAAGAAGUAAUCUCUGGGUUUGAAUUUAUCGCAUUUAGCUUAGUAUAUAAAGCAUUGAUAAUGGUGCCGCCAGAGAUAAACCGUAUAUAUUGUUGGAACUGAUGAAAUGUCGCGAUUGGAAGCAGCUCUUAAAGUCAUUGUUUAUAACUCGAUUCUAUUUAGAUAUAUUUGAUGAAACAUUGCGACAAAUGCGCAAUAUAUAUGUUGGUCAGAAUGGUGCUAAUAUUUAAACAGAUUAUAAUAUUAAGAGAUGGAUUGCCGUUUCAAGGGCGAAUGCGCGCCCGAGGGCGCGUGCAAACACUUUAAUGCAAUCUACUUUAAAUUAUAAACUUAAACUAUAUUAUAUAUA
Messenger RNA from Ctenocephalides felis (cat flea), 1519 nucleotides. RefSeq names its product transcriptional coactivator YAP1-like. Bases 1 to 885 code for a protein of 294 amino acids. Gene Ontology annotation, molecular function: protein binding; transcription coactivator activity. Gene Ontology annotation, cellular component: cytoplasm; nucleus. NCBI's taxonomy places the organism in Eukaryota, Metazoa, Arthropoda, Insecta, Siphonaptera, Pulicidae. Gene Ontology annotation, biological process: positive regulation of transcription by RNA polymerase II; hippo signaling. The transcript is spliced from 7 exons. The record is from RefSeq and is a predicted model, not a curated record.